AUGGCCAUGCAAAUUGCGACAGGAACGUCGGAGCUGAGAGAUAUCACGAAGAUGGAGCGGAUAGGCGCACACUCCCAUAUUCGUGGCUUAGGACUCGAUGAUAGAUUGGAGCCCCGGGGUAACAGCCAAGGCAUGGUUGGGCAAGGGAAGGCGCGUAAAGCUGCUGGAAUGAUCCUCAAAAUGGUUCAGGAGGGACGGAUCGCUGGUCGAGCGAUGCUCUUCGCGGGACCCCCAUCGACAGGCAAAACGGCGAUCGCUUUAGGGAUGGCCCAGACUCUGGGUGCAGAUGUACCAUUCACCAUGAUCGCUGCUAGCGAGGUGUUCUCACUAUCCAUGUCCAAAACGGAGGCCUUGACGCAGGCAUUCCGACGCAGCAUAGGUGUACGAAUUAAAGAAGAGACCGAACUUAUCGAGGGUGAGGUAGUUGAGAUACAGAUUGAUCGAAGUCUAACCGGCGCAACGAAAACUGGCAAGCUGACUAUCAAAACGACUGACAUGGAGACUAUAUACGACCUGGGAACCAAAAUGAUUGAUGCUUUGGCAAAGGAGAAAGUCGUAGCCGGGGACGUGAUUGCCAUCGACAAAACGUCGGGGAAAAUCACCAAGCUGGGACGCUCGUUCGCUCGUUCCCGAGAUUACGAUGCAAUGGGAGCAGAUACCAAAUUCGUGCAAUGUCCUGAAGGGGAGAUCCAAAAGCGAAAAGAAGUCGUACACACCGUUUCUCUACACGAAAUUGAUGUGAUUAACAGUCGUACCCAAGGCUUCCUGGCGCUGUUUGCGGGAGACACUGGGGAGAUAAAGCCCGAGUUGAGAAACCAGAUCAAUACGAAAGUAGCUGAAUGGCGAGAGGAAGGCAAAGCUGAGAUAAUCCCUGGCGUCCUCUUCAUUGACGAAGUUCACAUGCUCGAUAUCGAAUGUUUCUCUUUCCUCAAUCGCGCGCUUGAGAACGAACUCUCGCCGUUGGUUAUCAUGGCUUCGAAUCGCGGCAUGUCACGGAUCCGGGGCACGAAAUUCCGUAGUCCUCACGGGCUACCUGUAGACCUCCUUGAUCGUGUCCUUAUUGUUAGCACUCAGCCAUACGCGGAGGAGGAUAUCCAGCAGAUCGUCCAGAUUCGAUGUCAAGAAGAGGACGUAACACUCACUGCCGAGGCCACGACGGUUCUUACUUCCAUGGCCAUGCAGACCACCUUGCGCUACGCGCUGAAUCUUAUCUCAUGCGCCCAGGUCAUCGCCCGAAAGCGUAAAGCCGAGAAGGUCGAUGUAGAAGACCUAAGAAGAGCCUACACAUACUUCAUGGACGAAAAACGUAGUGUACAAUGGUUGAAGGAACAGCAGGGCUCCCUGGUGUUUGAGGAAAUACGGGGUGGCGCAGAGAUGGAGGACGACGACAAAAUGGACAGCUCGUGA
This is a messenger RNA of Pleurotus ostreatus (oyster mushroom), 1407 nucleotides long. It is a transcript of the gene RVB2, whose product is annotated as RuvB-like protein 2. The transcript is spliced from 8 exons. The coding region runs from base 1 to 1407 and encodes 468 amino acids. Gene Ontology annotation, cellular component: NuA4 histone acetyltransferase complex; Swr1 complex; Ino80 complex. Gene Ontology annotation, biological process: box C/D snoRNP assembly; chromatin remodeling; regulation of transcription by RNA polymerase II. The record is from RefSeq and is a predicted model, not a curated record. Gene Ontology annotation, molecular function: ATP binding; ATP hydrolysis activity; DNA helicase activity. NCBI's taxonomy places the organism in Eukaryota, Fungi, Basidiomycota, Agaricomycetes, Agaricales, Pleurotaceae.